Molecule: messenger RNA, 3124 nt
Organism: Homarus americanus (American lobster)
Lineage: Eukaryota; Metazoa; Arthropoda; Malacostraca; Decapoda; Nephropidae
Product: dual serine/threonine and tyrosine protein kinase-like
Exons: 15
Coding region: 51-2981 (976 amino acids)
Biological process (GO): protein phosphorylation
Molecular function (GO): ATP binding; protein kinase activity
Source: RefSeq, a predicted model, not a curated record
GAGAGAGGUUAGGCGAUAUUCAGUCAGUCAGAUGUAAAUAAACAGUGAAGAUGGCUGAGGGAUUGGUGGUGGAGUUUCAGAAGUUCCAUAAAAACUCCAGACACUUAAAACGAUUACAAAGGGAGACAUUACAGUCGAUUGAAGAUGUUGGUGUGUCUGGGAACCUAUCUGAAGAACAAUUGGGGGAGAUCCGGUUUAGCGAGCUUGAGGUAAAUGAGCUGCGACAGGUGCUGGGGGUACCGGUGUGUGUGGUGGUGGGAGGACAGGACGCAUACGGCAAGGUGUUGGUGGUGACCCGUCUGCUGGCUGAACAGGUCCUGCCAAUAGUGACCCCUACCCUGGCUCCUGCUCCCUCACACCCCUGGCGGCCGAUAAGAUUCAAGCACUCUCACACCCGGACUGUCUCUCUCGCUCUACCUGAACACGCGCCCUCUGCCGCCGCUGGUUAUGAAUUGGUACAUUCUCUCCACGCCCACUCCCGCCCCUGGGGUACAGUGCCCAGGCCCGAUGUGGAGUUAGACCAGCGAGCUUUACAGGACCCGGUAAUGGGAAGUGCCAUGCUGGAGGUAGGCCUGAAUCACCCACUACUGAAGGAUGGGGUGCAGGUGGUAGUCACGCCCACGGCCGCCCACACCUCCACCAUCACCUUCCUCACUGGUCUCUUGCCUGAGGUCCUUCCCAUCAUGGUGUAUGCUAUCUCCCGGGACGAAUUCUCAGCCCACGAAGCGUCAGAACUACGUGAACUUCGGAGACUAUACCCCAACAUAUCCGUGCUGUUCAUACGCGUGCCCCAACUACCGGAAACCUUCAGCGAUGAUCUACCAGAGUCGGAGCAGCACGAUAUCCUUUGCAAGCUACGUGUAUUACCCUCUCCAGUCAGGCCAGACCAGCUGAACCACCCGCUACCUGUCAUCUCCACAACAUCUUCACGAUCGCACCCACAAGUUCCCAUCCAUCUCUUCCGAACGCUAUGUGAUGAUCUUGGCUAUCUAACCUUGACCCCAGCACCAAAAAAGUUCCGUUGGCGCUUAGUGGAACACAGUUACCACGUGGAGAGUGAACUGGUGGAUAGUUUUGACUCCUUCUGUAACGUUGUGCCGUACAUGAGGAUGAUUUUACAGUCACACCUCAUCCACGCCUCCACGCUACUCAACCAGGGUCACAACCGCUGCAUGAGGAAGUUUAUUCUGUUCGCUUUCGACAUGGCGCGGGAAAUUCAGAUCACCCCGCGGAGAAUCACCUACGCCCGGGAGAAAGAGGCGGAGCUCUACGAAAGUCUCAUGGCCAUAGCAUCGAGCAAACAGGACGAGAUUCGUAUCGUGAUUUGCGACACCAUUGCCAAGAUGAAGGACGACCUGUUGGAUAAAGCCGCAGUUUAUGAAUUUAAAGAAGCCGAGAAUCUAACGACGGGGGAGGUGGUGUGCGGGAGGGAGGUGCGACAGUGCUCGGGAGAGAUACAGGAACUGGUGAUUGGCUCCCUCAACGGCGAAGUGGGACGUCAGUUAGUGGAUCGCGUCGACGUUAUGAGAGACUCGUACCUGGGGACCUUACAGCGUUGUCUAGAGAGUCUGGAGAAGGACUGUCGGGCUUGUGGGGAAAAUCCUCAUAUUGGGGACGCUCUCAAACAGAUGGUCAACGCCGCGUACCAAGUGGAAGUGACCGUGACCACCUCGUCGUCAGUUCUCCGGUCACUGUGGGAGAAGAUGAAACAGUUAGUAGCAGCCAUGCCCGGUAGAACGCCGCCGGUCGUCGAUGCCGAGUGGAAGAGAAAAGUCGCCUCGGAUAUGAUCUCUAGCCUAUCAGAAACUAAGCUCACCAAGAGUAUAUGUGCACAGUUCAGAGAAAGAUUGAAAAACAGCCAUGAUUCCUUCCUGGGGAGUCUGCGGCAGCUGGAAGUGCAACUGACCAAUCGGCUGGAGAAGACAGAAGGUCAGCAGACGCGGAUAAAGAAAGUAGACGCCCCCAAACUCGCCAGACUGUCGCUCGAAUCUACGUCACUCAGGGAUAUGAUUCUCUUUGGGAUGCCACGACUAGACCGGGAGCUUGGUAGGGGACAGUAUGGGGUCGUGUAUGGGUGUGAGGCUUGGGGCGGGUAUCAUCCCUGUGCGGUCAAGUCCUUGGUGCCCCUCGACGAGAAACACUGGAAUGAUCUCGCCAUGGAAUUCCACUACACCAGGACUGUACCUGAACACGAGAAGAUCGUCGCUCUGCGUGGGAGCGUGAUCGACCACACCUAUGGCCAGGGUGAGACGCCCGCCGUGCUCCUCAUAAUGGACAGACUCACACGUGACCUCUACUCAGCUAUCAAGCACGGCCUUGAUUGGAUCUCCAGAUUGCAGAUCUCUCUCGACGUGACGCAGGGAAUACGUUUUCUCCAUUCUCAGGGUCUAGUACACAGAGAUAUAAAACUGAAGAACGUAUUGUUGGACAAAAACAAUCGAGCGAAACUAACGGAUUUGGGAUUCUGCAAGCCGGAAGCCAUGAUGUCUGGGAGUAUUGUUGGCACGCCGAUCCACAUGGCCCCCGAGCUCUUCACGGGCCACUAUGACAACAGUGUGGACGUGUACGCUUUCGGUAUACUCUUCUGGUACAUCUGUGCUGGACAUGUCAGACUGCCACUCAUCUUUGAACAGUGCCAGUCCAAGGACCAGCUGUGGAACUGUGUCAAGAAGGGUGCUAGACCAGAACGACUCCCUGUAUUUAUGGACAACUGCUGGGAGCUGAUGCAGGAGUGUUGGGCGGGCGACCCCUCCAAGCGGCCACUCCUGGGUGACGUUGAGCCCAGACUCACCGAGAUCAUGGAGAUGGACGCCAUGAAGAUAGAAGAAGACGGCAAACAGGAAACGGGAGAACUGAAUGAGGACGACAGUAAAGUUGACUCCGCUGUAGAUGCAACUGAGCAAUUUGGUGGUUUCCUAGCACUUGGGGAUGUGUCUCAGCUGGGGAACACUCUUCACUACAGCAUUAAUGGUACUCUAUGAUGGUGAGUAGUGGUAGCAGCAGUUGUUGUAGUAACCAGCAUGAGUGAGUAGUAAAAUAUAGCCUCACCAGUACUGUACUAUGAGGGUAUGUAGUACAGUAUAGCCUCACCAGUACUGUACUAUGAGGGGUAUGUAGUACAGUA